Rana temporaria (common frog) is the source of this 2720-nucleotide messenger RNA. It is a transcript of the gene PAPSS1, whose product is annotated as 3'-phosphoadenosine 5'-phosphosulfate synthase 1. Gene Ontology annotation, molecular function: adenylylsulfate kinase activity; ATP binding; sulfate adenylyltransferase (ATP) activity. The record is from RefSeq and is a predicted model, not a curated record. The transcript has 12 exons. Gene Ontology annotation, biological process: 3'-phosphoadenosine 5'-phosphosulfate biosynthetic process; sulfate assimilation. The coding region runs from base 159 to 2033 and encodes 624 amino acids. NCBI's taxonomy places the organism in Eukaryota, Metazoa, Chordata, Amphibia, Anura, Ranidae.
UGCGCACUGCCCUCCUCCCCGUCUGCUCCUGCACGGCUGUGCUGUGGGGGCGGCUCUGUGAGGACACUCCCCUUCUCCCCGGGCAUCUCCAUUCAACUAUCCCUCAUACAUCCAAUACAGAGUGCGAGGACGGCGACCGCCUUCCAGGGGGGCCCAGCAUGGAGAUCUCAGAGAGCAGGAACAAGAAGGUGAAGCUGACGGGGAAGCUGCAGAACUGGGGGAUGCAGCGGGCUACCAAUGUUACCUACCAAGCUCACCAUGUCAGCAGGAACAAGAGAGGUCAAGUUCUCGGAACAAGAAGUGGCUUUCGCGGAUGCACUGUCUGGCUAACUGGCCUGUCUGGUGCUGGAAAGACCACAGUAAGCAUGGCACUGGAGGAAUAUUUAGUGUGCCAUGGUAUCCCAUGCUAUACGUUGGAUGGAGACAACAUUCGUCACGGGCUCAGUAAAAAUCUUGGCUUCUCUCAAGAAGACAGAGAAGAAAAUAUUCGACGUAUUGCUGAAGUUGCCAAGCUCUUUGCUGAUGCUGGCCUUGUGUGCAUUGCCAGUUUCAUAUCUCCGUAUGCUAAGGAUCGUAACAAUGCACGGCAAAUUCACGAGGCAGCUAGUCUUCCGUUUUACGAAGUGUUUGUAGAUGCUCCUUUGUAUGUUUGUGAGCAGCGAGAUGUCAAAGGUCUUUAUAAAAUGGCAAGAGCUGGAGAAAUCAAAGGUUUCACUGGAAUUGAUUCUGGUUAUGAGAAGCCUGAGUCCCCAGAGCUGGUACUGAAAACUGAUUCUUGUGAUGUAAAUGACUGUAUUCAGCAAGUCGUUGAACUUUUACAAGAAAUGGAUAUUGUGCCCGUUGACGCAUCUUAUGAAGUCAAGGAGUUGUAUGUACCAGAGAACAAACUACAGCUGGCAAAAACUGAUUCUGAAUCAUUGCCGACAUUGGAAAUAAAUAAGGUGGACAUGCAAUGGGUGCAAGUUUUGGCAGAAGGCUGGGCAACACCACUAAAUGGCUUUAUGAGAGAGCGAGAGUAUUUGCAGUGCCUUCAUUUUGACUGUCUCUUAGAUGGGGGUGUCAUCAAUUUAUCUGUACCGGUUGUGCUGACGGCUACCAAUGAGGACAAGCAAAGGCUUGAUGGCUGCACAGCAUUUGCUUUGGUAUAUGAAGGCAGAAGAGUGGCUAUAUUACGCCAUCCGGAGUUCUAUGAGCACAGAAAAGAGGAACGUUGUGCUAGACAGUGGGGGACGACAUGUAACGAUCAUCCAUACAUUAAGAUGGUGAUGGAAAGUGGAGAAUGGCUGGUGGGGGGAGACCUUCAGGUCCUUGACCGUAUUUAUUGGGGUGAUGGCUUAGAUCAGUACAGACUGACACCAGCUGAGCUCAAGCAAAAGUUUAAAGACCUGAAUGCCGAUGCAGUCUUUGCCUUCCAGCUGCGUAAUCCUGUUCACAAUGGACAUGCAUUACUGAUGCAGGACACACACAAGCAGUUACUUGAAAGAGGUUAUAGACGCCCUGUUCUUUUACUUCACCCACUGGGAGGCUGGACCAAGGAUGAUGAUGUUCCCUUGAUGUGGCGAAUGAAGCAACAUGCUGCUGUGCUUGAAGAACGUGUGCUGGAUCCAGAGACCACAAUAGUUGCCAUCUUUCCAUCUCCUAUGAUGUAUGCUGGUCCAACAGAGGUACAGUGGCACUGCAGAGCACGGAUGGUGGCAGGUGCUAAUUUUUACAUAGUGGGGAGAGAUCCUGCAGGAAUGCCACACCCAGAAAAUGGAAAGGAUCUGUAUGAGCCUACGCAUGGAGCCAAAGUCCUCACCAUGGCUCCCGGACUGAUCUCGCUUGAAAUCGUCCCAUUCCGGGUGGCUGCUUAUAACAAAAAGAAGAAAUGCAUGGAGUAUUUUGAUUCUGCGCAUGCUGAAGACUUUGAUUUUAUUUCUGGAACGCGAAUGCGUAAACUGGCUCGUGAGGGACAGAAUCCACCAGAUGGUUUCAUGGCACCAACAGCCUGGGCUGUGCUUAAAGACUAUUACAGAUCUUUAGAAAAGGCAUAAGAGGGCUCCAGUACUUGUACUUUCUUAGAUCCUUAAAGGACCAUGAUAAUGCUUCUUGUUCUUGCCAAUUAACGUGUUUCUGAAGACCAGCAUUUGUACAUCUUUGCUCUGCGCUUGGCUUUUAGAUUAACUCCUUUGUAAACUACUCUCAAGCACUAUGUUUUAAAUCAGACUGCUUUAUUUCUAACACUGAAACUGUUGCUAUGUGCUAUCUCUUGCCUGCAGUCUCUCUAAUUUUGGGUCAUUGAUGACUAGUAUGCUAACACAUGGAUGUUCCAUUCUUACUAAUCAUAACAAGACAAAUGACUACCAAUAAACUGAAACAGUGUUUCGCCAUACCACCUUUACAUAGUUUUCAGUAAAAGUACACCAUUUUGUUUUUUUCUCCAUAAAGCUACACCAGUCAAACUGUUUGCUUAUGCCACAUAUGUAUACAAUGUGUAAACUAUUGGUAUACUAAAGGCAUGAUAAGUCAUAUCUAUAUAAUAACGUGUAUGCAUAGUCCCAACUCUGUGCUCCUUGAACUUUAUCUAGUGGCCCAUGUAAUAAUAGUCAGAUUUCUGUUCUUUUAGCCUUUGUGAUGAGCCAUUACUAUCUUAGUAGCCCUUUUGAUGGCUGCCUACGCUUUCUUGGUCUCAGCAAUAAAACCAAAGGUUACAAUUUGCUCAUUGCUGCAAACGUAAAUAA